This is a messenger RNA of Ipomoea nil (Japanese morning glory), 2217 nucleotides long. Its product is annotated as protein FAR1-RELATED SEQUENCE 7-like. Bases 1 to 2217 code for a protein of 738 amino acids. The record is from RefSeq and is a predicted model, not a curated record. Gene Ontology annotation, biological process: regulation of DNA-templated transcription. NCBI's taxonomy places the organism in Eukaryota, Viridiplantae, Streptophyta, Magnoliopsida, Solanales, Convolvulaceae. The transcript is spliced from 5 exons.
AUGCAGCAAGCUGUGAAGCUCGUUCUUGUGUUCUGCACCAUAUGCCUCCUUGUAAGCGAAGGAUGGGCCAAAGGCGGCGGCGGCGGCGGCGGGAGAGGAGGCGGCGGGGGAUUUAAGGGCGGUAGUAGUGGUGGGAGGAGAGGCGGAGGCGUAACUAAUGGUGACGUUAGAGAUGGUGGCGUUGGCGGCGGUAAUGGCAGAACCGUCGGAUCUGGAGUGCGUCCGUUACCGGUGGUUCCUCAUGGAAAUCAUCAAUCAAACAACAGCCAAUCAACCAUUGUUACGUGGCUCUUUAGUGAAGGCAUUGUGGAUGGUUCAGUGAGUUCAGAUCAAGUAGAUGUAGAUGUUGAUGGAUCUUCAUCAAUUCCAGUUGAUCAAGAUUUGGUUGGUUUGGUAGUAAGUAAUGCUGAUGAGGCUUUUGAGGUGUAUAACAGUUAUGCAUAUAGACUUGGUUUUAGUGUGAGGAAGGGUCAUCAACGAUACAAGGGAUCUUCGAACACAAUUCAAAUGAAGAAAUUUUGUUGUUCUAAGGCUGGUUACAAGGCUAACAGUGGGGUUAAGGCUUAUUCCAAAAUUGACACAAGGACAGGGUGUGGAGCGUUUGUUCAAUUUGACGUGGGUGAUGAUGGGUUGUGGACAGUUACGAAACACGAGAAAGUGCACAAUCACGAGUUAUGUGUGUUCAACAAGAGUCAUCUACUUCGUUCACAUAGGAGUGUCGGAGAUAAUCAGCUCUUAUAUUUACAAGGUUUGAAGGACAGUGGUGUUGCAUUGGCAGAUGGUAUUAGGUUCCUAAAACACCAAUCGGGGGGGUCCCCUUUAGUUGGUUUCACCAGUAGAGAUGCUUAUAAUUCAAUGGCUGCGGAUACUGUCAAGCGAUUGGAUGGAACGGAUUCUAACUCUUUAAUUGAAAUUUUUAGGAGGAGGCAGUCUACCGAGACUGAUUUUUUCUUUGAUUUUGAACUUGACUUGGAUGCAAGGUUGUGCAUUUUUUUUUGGAGGGAUGGUCAAAUGAGACGAGAUUACGAGGUGUUUGGGGACUUGUUAGUGCAUGAUACGACAUAUCGCACAAACAAAUACGAUAUGAUUUGUGCCCCUUUCGUAGGGAUGAAUCACCAUUGCAUGAAUGUAAUGUUUGGAUGCGGGUUUUUGAUGAACGAGAGGAUAGAAUCGUUUGUGUGGUUGUUUAAAGUGUUUUCAAGAUCAAUGGGUGGCAAGUCUCCACAGACUAUUAUGACAGAUCAAUGUGCAGCUAUGGCUGCUGCUAUAUCUAAAGUGUUUCCAACAUCACGUCAUCGUCUUUGCAUAUGGCAUAUCGGUGAGAAUUCAAAGAAGCAUAUCAAGACGUUAAGGAGCAAUAAGGAUUUCUUGGAUAUGUUUAACUACGUGUUGAAAUACACAGAGACCGAAGCUGAAUUUCAAUUCUAUUGGACAAGGUUGGUGACUGACUAUAAAUGUCACAAGAAUACUUGGUUAGAAAAGCUAUAUGACUGUAGGGAGAAGUGGUGUCCAGCAUUUAACAAGGACUAUUUUUCUGGGGGCAUUCUAUCAUCACAAAGGAGUGAAACUACAAAUCAUUCGAUUUCUAGAAGGUUGUCCAAGACAGCGGGUCUUUGUGAUUUCUAUUCAUCGUUUGUAAGCGUAAUUUCUGAAUGGAGAAGUAAAGAGAACGGUGAAGACUUUCGGUGUGCUCAAGGGGUACCCGCUAUGAUGAUGGAGCAUGUGAAACUUCUUUCACAUGCUAGAGAGGUAUACACGAUUGAGAUAUAUUUUCUGUUUGAGGAACAAUUCAUGAAAGGCAGUGCGUGUCAUCAAGAGAUGGUGUUGAAUGAUGGCCGUCAACAGAAGUAUCACGUGUGGCGGCCAGAUAUAGAUAUUAUAAGGCAUGAGGUUGAAGCCGAGGUUGGGCAUGUGCAUAUUGAAGAGUGUGGUGUUUCAUCUUCAAGUGGUGGUGUUCAAAAUCCUUCAAGUCGGAGAUUGAAAGGUGAGCGUAACAAAAGGAGGAGUGGUGUUAUUGAAAAGAAGUACAGUCUUGCAAGGGGGAGAAGGAGUGCUGCAAAUAAAGCUGCAUUGAGUACAAAGGGUGCUGUUCAGUCUUUGGUGUUGGAAAACAUAUCCAAGCUUGCUGGGGAUGGAUACCUUGUACAUCCAAGUUCUUCAAGUUCAGAUUUUGUUCAGUUUAGUAAGGGUUUAGAUGACAAUGUAGGUGUAGAUUGA